Pseudopipra pipra is the source of this 1797-nucleotide messenger RNA. It is a transcript of the gene C2H11orf97, whose product is annotated as chromosome 2 C11orf97 homolog. Gene Ontology annotation, cellular component: ciliary base. NCBI's taxonomy places the organism in Eukaryota, Metazoa, Chordata, Aves, Passeriformes, Pipridae. The record is from RefSeq and is a predicted model, not a curated record. The transcript is spliced from 6 exons. Bases 16 to 1002 code for a protein of 328 amino acids.
GUGCCCCAAGCAGGCAUGAGGUGGCCACGGUCUGCUGUCCUCUGGGGAUGGCAGCUGGCCGCGCCGGGCCUCGGGGGGCACCCCCGCGCUUAUCCCUGGCCUGUGGAAGGGGUAGAACACCCCGCUGUGACCGAAAAUGUGGGACCCGGUCCGCCGUCCCCGGGCACAGGGCUGCCCGAGGCUCUGGGCUCCAUCCCUCGGGAACUCGCACCCGACGUGACGGCCCCGCCUGCGCGAGCGGCCCGGCAACCUCCCGUGGCAACAGCCCGACUCCAACGCCCGGGCACGGCGGCCAUGAGGGCGGCGGGCCGGGAACUGCCGGCGGCGGCGGCCGAGGAGCCGGGCAGCGAUGCCCGCGGCGAGCAGCCCCCAGGGAAGAAAUGUGUAUAUGUUGAGCCACCUAGGAGAGUUAAAGAAAUACUUGAGGAGCACGUUCAUUUUCAGAAAGAAGAAUGCGAUGUUAAACAUCCAGCUGCAGUGGCUCUAGAAGGAGUUUGGGAUGUGAGAAACAAUUUCUCCAUUAGAAGCCUGAAAGCAGUGUCACCGAACAGAAGCAGUUUACUUUUACAGCCUCAAUUCUACUCAAGACAUGCAAGAAUAAAAACAGGGAAGAAAUGUGUAUAUGUUGAGCCACCUAGGAGAGUUAAAGAAAUACCUGAGGAGCACGUUCAUUUUCAGAAAGAAGAAUGCGAUGUUAAACAUCCAGCUGCAGUGGCUCUAGAAGGAGUUUGGGAUGUGAAAAACAAUUUCUCCAUUAGAAGCCUGAAAGCAGUGUCACCGAACAGAAGCAGUUUACUUUUACAGCCUCAAUUCUACUCAAGACAUGCAAGAAUAAAAACAGGGAAGAAAUGUGUAUAUGUUGAGCCACCUAGGAGAGUUAAAGAAAUACCUGAGGAGCACGUUCAUUUUCAGAAAGAAGAAUGCGAUGUUAAACAUCCAGCUGCAGGUAAUCCUCCUUAUCAGCAAAGGGCAAGUGUUUGUCAGGACAAAUGGUUGUUUUGAGGAACUGUGGCAAAAUUAUUAUUUAAAAAAAAAAGCAACCCAGAACAUUUAUGUGAUAUCCUUGGGAACAUUUAGAAACACAAGAGUUGAAUAUAGUCUUUAUUAUUUUUUUCUUUUUUGUCAGAAAUUAUGGGACCACAGAGAACAUGGAUAAUUCCAUGUGAUCUAUCAGUUUAAUAAAGCUGAAACAAAUGCCAAGCAGUAGGAAGAGGUUUUAUUACCUUUUUCUUUCGAAAGAAGUGCUGUAAUUAUUGGAAGAGUUUCUCUUGUGUAGGAUUGAGAGACCCAAUUCUAAACUCAGUCAAAAUGAAUUUAAAACUGUUGGAUUCACAGACAAAAAUGUACUUAAAUUAGGUAUCAGAUGUAAAGACCAUAUGAGCCUGCACCUGUAUUUUUGUGAUUAGGGUUGUUAGGCAAUUACAGCAAACACCUGCAAACAACUGACUUCUGUAGGUUCUGUUUAUAGUAAACGAAGAGAAAAAGGCACUUUGAAACCUGUUCAGCUACCUGAACAUGUAGCUGAAUUGCAGAUGUUAACAUUGGUCUGCUCAAUCUGCUCAUGUUCCUAACGUUACUAGGAGCUGAACACAACUAUUUUGCUGUCUCCAUCUGCCAGUGAAUUAAAAUUGUCUGCAAUAUUUCAGUCUGAUUGUAUAAUUGGACGCUACCUUAUAUGUUCUCAUGAAUUCUGAGGAGUCUCCCAGUGAAAGGUACGUUACAAAGGGCUUAAAGUACUAAAGAUAACAUAGAAACAUUACAAAAAUAUUUAUUACAGGAACGAAUAAUAGGCAUCUA